AGUCACACCUAGAGUUUAUGCGUGAUUUAACUAUGCAUUUUGACUGUUGGUGCUCAGCGGCCGGGGUUGACUCCUUUGAAAAACUCCGUGAGUUAGUUAUUUUGGAGCAGUUUAAAGACUCUGUGUCAGAGUGUAUCGCUACGUAUAUUAGUGAGCGUGGAGUUAAGUCGAUUGGUGAAGCUGCUGCUCUGGCUGACGAUUAUUUUUUGAUUCAUUCUUCAAGAGGUGGCGCUGGUCCUCAUGAAGCAAGGGCAAGUAGGCAGUUUGUGGAUAGGAGUGGUGUUUCAGGGGAUUCAGAAAAAAUCUGUAAUUACUGUCAUAAGCGAGGUCACUGGAAAAAUGAUUGUUAUGCUCUUAAAUCUCGUCCACAGCAAGCUUUUCCUAAAGCUAAUCCAGCUAUGUGUGCUGUGUCUGUUGCUGGCCAGGAGGUAGGUGGAGUCACUGAAGGCAAUCUGGAGUUGAAAUCUUAUUUGCCUUUUAUUACGGAAGGUUUUGUGUCUUUAAAGGGAAGUAAAGAGCAGGUGCGCAUAAAGAUUUUACGUGAUACUGGGGCGUUUGACUCAUUUAUUGUAGCUGCAACAUUGCCAUUUUCAAAUGACACCUUUGUGGGCUCAAGCAUCCCUGUUGUUGGAAUGGGGUUAAAUGUUUUGAAUGUACCACAACACAAAAUGAUGCUGCAUUGUAAUCUCUUCCAGGGCGAGGUGUCUGUUGGUGUGCGUCCAGCAUUACCUGUGGAUGGUGUCGCUAUGAUCCUGGGUAAUGACAUCGCCGGUGAUAAAGUAUGGGCUGACGUAUCUCCGCCUGCCAGGGUGACGGUGACUCCUCUGGAGUGCAGUAAGCCUGAUGAGAGUGAGCACUCUACAGACUCCUAACCAACGGCUGAUGCGCUGGGCUCUUCACCUCCAGUCCUACACUUUGGACAUUCGGCAUAUCAAGGGGCGGGACAAUGUGGUGGCAGACGCUUUGUCCCGGGCUCCAAGUGGUUAGGUAAGAUGUGCCUUCUUAAAAAAGGUUACAAACUUUCUGUUUUGGGAUACCUGCAGCUCAAGGGAAACCCUAGGGGUCCCUGUUUUGUUAG
Messenger RNA from Pimephales promelas (fathead minnow), 1078 nucleotides. NCBI's taxonomy places the organism in Eukaryota, Metazoa, Chordata, Actinopteri, Cypriniformes, Leuciscidae. The record is from RefSeq and is a predicted model, not a curated record.